AUGACCGUCCAUCAUUCGACGGCGCUACUCGUAGCGGCGAUGGCGGCUCUUCUCCUCUGCCCGGCAGCACUGCCAGCGGCAGCAGACGCGUCCGUCAAGUUCCGCUCUUCCCGCCGCCUCACAGCCCCCCAGAGCCUCGGUCUGCUGACCGAUCUGCACUCAUGGUUUCGUGGCGGAACGACCGCGGGUGCGCAGCAAGACCGCUUGCUGGUCGAGAAACCCGGCGCAGGGGCAAGCGGCGUAGGUGGCGCAGGCCAAUCAUCCACCAACGGCGGAGGUAGCGGAGGGAAACACCAAGGGUCCACCGGCGCAGGCUCGGCCACCGACAACGGCACUGGCGCCGGCGGCGUUGACGGCGGCAGCGGCGGCCAAAGGCCCGCCUCCGGCGCAGCCGAAGCACCCACCAGCGGCGCAGGCGGCGGAGGCAACAACCAAGGAAACCCCGACCCCAGCGCAGGCGACGGAGGCAACAACCAAGGAAACCCCGACCCCAGCGCAGGCGGCGGAGGCAACAACCAAGGAAACCCCGACACCAGCGCAAGCGGCGCCCACGGCGCAGGCUCCGGCCAAGCACCCUCUGACGCCGGCGAUGGCGUAAGCGGCGGCCAAGGACCCGCCUCCGACGCAGCUGAAGCACCCUCCAGCGGCGGAGGCACCGGAGCGGCGCACCGCGGGCACACCGGCAGCGCAGGUGGCGGAGGCGCCAACCAAGGACCCCCCGACACCAGCGCAGGCGACGCCCACGGAUCCGCUGAAGCCGACGCUGGCGGUGCGGGCGCAGGCGAAGGUCAUCCCAGCGCCGGCGGUGGAGGCGACGCAGGCGGCACAGAUACCCCAGCCGGCGGCAAAGCACCCGCCGACACGGCCGGCCCAGGCGCCAACCAAGGGCACACCAACGCCGGCCAGCCUGCCGUUGUGUCGCAUGGCGGUGGAAAUCGCGCGGAGCCAUCGUCGGGAGUGCGCAUGCGGGACAUGGUGAUGGCGCUGGUGGCAGAGAGCGUGGAGGAGGCAGCGGGGAUGAUAUCGAGCGGCGGCGAGGACGUGAAUCUGCCGCGCAUCCACCUCUCCAACGCCGUCACGCUCGCGCUCGACUGCGCCGAGGGAUUCGACCUCUUCGCGCCGGGCAGCUCCCAAGACGCCCGCGUCAACGCCCUCCAGGAGGCAGCAAUGGAAGCUCGUGCGUCAGUGAUGGAGGCGCUGGGGCGAGCAGCGGAAAUGGCGGCCAUGAUCGCAGCAGGCGACGACAGCGCUGCUGCCGCCGCUGCCGCGCCCUCGCCCUCGCCCUCUCGCCGCUGCCUGCUGCAAGCCACCGGUGCGACCAACGGUGGUGGAGGCCCCGCCGCCACCGGCGCAGGCACUGCCACUGCUGUCACGGUGGCCAACCCCCACAACUCCAUUCCCGACAACAUACAUGGCAGAGGCAACACCAAGAAAAACAACUCCAGUGACUCAACACCAGCCUCCCCGCCUCCUUCUCCGCCACCCUCUCCCCCUCCCCCUUCGCCACCCCCUCCCUCCCCUCCUCCCUCUCCCCCUCCCCCUUCGCCACCCCCUCCCUCCCCUCCUCCUUCUCCCCCUCCCCCUUCGCCUCCCCCUCCUUCCCCUCCUCCCCCUUCUCCUCCUCCUCCCUCCCCUCCUCCUUCUCCCCCUCCCCCUUCGCCUCCUCCUCCUUCCCCUCCUCCCCCUUCGCCACCCCCUCCAUCCCCUCCUCCGUCUCCUCCUCCCCCUUCGCCUCCCCUUCCUUCCCCUCCUCCCCCUUCUCCUCCCACUCCCUCCCCUCCUCCGUCUCCCCCUCCCCCUUCGCCUCCCCCUCCCUCCCCUCCUCCGUCUCCCCCUCCCCCUUCGCCUCCCCCUCCCUCCCUUCCUCCGUCUCCCCCUCCCCCUUCGCCUCCCCCUCCCUCCCCUCCCCCUUCCCCCCCUCUUCCUCCCCCCUCCCCACCUCCUUCACUUCCUCCAUCCCCACCUAUGCCGCCUCCCUCACCUCCGCCGUCCCCUCCCCCGUCCCCGCCCCCAUCUCCGCCACCCCCCGCAUCGCCCACUCCGCGCAUCAACCCCACGGUCACCGUGGCACAGGAUGGUUCCGGGAACUUCACCACCGUGCAGGAUGCAAUCAAGGCGUACCCGGUGGGCUUCAAGGGGCGCUAUGUGGUGUUUAUCAAGCCGGGCCUUUACCGUGAGAAGGUGCUCGUCAACUCCACCUGCAAGAACGUCACGUUCCUGGGGGUCAGUGCCCCCUCCACUGUCAUCUCGUGGUACGACAACGCCACUGCCGGCACGAGUACCUUCCAGACCCACACCGUUGCUGUGGAGGCGAGUGACUUUGCGGCCAUCGGCAUUCGCUUUGAGAACACGGCGGGCAAGGCUGGAAGCCAGGCAGUGGCGUUCAGGCAGACGGGCGACAACGCAGCAUUCUACGAGUGCGAGUUCAUCGGCUGGCAAGAUACACUCUACGUGCACGGCGGGCGGCAGUACUACCGCAACUGCUAUGUGAAUGGGACAGUAGACUUCGUUUUUGGCAACGGUGCAACUGUGAAUACAAAUGGCUGGCUGGACUGGGGGGGUAUAGUGUACAAUACUUCUACGUUCAUAGAGCAGGGAAACAGUGGGCCGGGGUCGGUGGGGCCGCGCAUAGCGUGGGCACUGCCGAGCAUCGUGACUGACCCUGCCCAGGUCGCCAUGUACUACCCCAACACCUUCCUCGCCCCCUUCUCCUCCAUCGCCAACCUCAUUCCCUUCCCCUGGCUCUAA
This is a messenger RNA of Closterium sp. Naga37s-1, 2748 nucleotides long. NCBI's taxonomy places the organism in Eukaryota, Viridiplantae, Streptophyta, Zygnematophyceae, Desmidiales, Closteriaceae. The record is from the annotation of a GenBank genome assembly.